AUGUUAUCUGGACAGAAGAGAAAAAACAUCUGCCUGCAAUUUAUCUUUUCAAAAUCAGCGCAGAAUAUCAAAAAUGAUGAUGAUGAGGAAGGUGUAGUAAAUGUGCUUGAGGUAAAUGAUGAAAGCUACGAUGAGGCAUACGAGAAACCUCGCUUGUACAAUGUGGAGAAGUCUGUGAAUGCCAUGAAUCAAUGUCAGCGCUACUGCCACUUUGCCAGAUUUUUUAUUACUAGUGAUAACAACCACGAUGAUGAGGAUGAUGAAGUUAACACAGCCAAUAAAAAAACAGCAAAUAAUGACAAUGAAAUGGUGAAUAAUGAAAAUCAUUUUGAGGAAGAGGUUUAUGAAAGUUUGGAGAGAGAUCAAACACCUCCAUGUCUUUUACCCAGAGAUGAUCAGUCCAAUGCUCAAAAAUAUGCAAUCAAAAGAGUUUUGAAACUUUUAAAGAUGGAGAGAUCAAGAAAUGAGUUUAUAAAAAGAAAAUUGAGCCUAACACAAUUAGCUGAACAGUUUAGAAGAAUUAUGGCCACCGUUUAUUGGGACAAAUCUGUAGCAUCCUGGUUGCAUGGCAAACUUGUCAGCACCUUAUCUGAAGAACUUUUGGUCAUUUACAUUGAAAUACUUCAAUUAUUGAAGUCACAACUACCCAACUUGAUCGACACAAUGAUAGGAGACAAUUUGAAGCAUCUGAACGAGACAGCAGCUGAAGGCUUCAACUUACUUCUCAGUUCUCCCUGGCAGCCUGUCGACGUCAUCAAUCCAACCAAACGAAUUAUUGACCAGCCGGGCAUCAGCCAACCAAUCUUGAUUAAAAUUGAAAACAUCGAAGAUUCUGGCAGUGCAGCAUUGAAAAGGAGGUGGAGGUUUUGGGACAGCUACUUAUCUGACACUGCAAGGAUUUGUAACGUUCACUGCGUGGAAGGCUCCCACGCUAUUGCAUGUCAUGCAUCUAUUAAUCACAUUAGGAACCACAUGCAGAGGUUAAUGCACAAAGUUGUCAACAGAAUCAAAAAGGUAUCGAGCAAAGUUUUAGUGGAUGGAGUUAUCUGCCUAAAUUAUUCCUUCGAUAGAUCUGGCGACAAUCACCUGAUCGAUAUAACCACGCCUACUCUGUACAUUAUUGGUCAGCGUUCGAAAUAUAACUGCCCAGUUGAACGGAUAGAAUCUUACCGACAGAAAUAUGAUGUUGUGACUGGAUUAGUGCUUGUGGGCGGUGGAGAUGAUGACCUUGAGGUUGAUUUUCCACGUUUGAAAUACUACGAAAUCACGCAGACCAUUGUUGACAAGUGCAUUCUGGAAAAAGUUAAAGAUUUUAUUGCAUGCGUUUUACAUUCUAAAAACCGUUCUCUUAAUGAUUGA
Helobdella robusta is the source of this 1359-nucleotide messenger RNA. RefSeq lists its product as hypothetical. The coding region runs from base 1 to 1359 and encodes 452 amino acids. The record is from RefSeq and is a predicted model, not a curated record. NCBI's taxonomy places the organism in Eukaryota, Metazoa, Annelida, Clitellata, Rhynchobdellida, Glossiphoniidae. Gene Ontology annotation, biological process: positive regulation of transcription by RNA polymerase II. The transcript has 9 exons. Gene Ontology annotation, cellular component: NSL complex.